CCUGUGACUCACUGCCGCCAUUUUGGUCGCGAAAAAAGUGACAGUGGUGACAGUUCGUAAUAGUAGUCUAAGAAAAUGCCGGUUAGGGUGGAUAUUACGCCUCCCCCGCCGGCUAACUCCAAGCAGCCAGGUGUAACAAAGUCCCUUCUGUAUAAUGGAUCGAAAUUCCAGGGUUUCCAGAAGUCCAAGGGCAAUUCGUACGAAGUGGAAGUGGUUUUACAGCACGUAGAUGAAGAGAAUUCGUACUUGUGUGGAUAUUUACAAAUAAACGGGCUUACUGACGAGUACCCGACACUCACGACGUUCUUUGACGGGGAAAUUAUUAGCCAGAAGUACCCCUUUCUUACUAGGAAAUGGGACGCCGAUGAAGACGUCGAUAAGAAGCACUGGAGCAAAUUUUCUUCCUUUUCGCAAUACGCCAAAACUUUCAACUCGGACAACUUCGAUUAUAAGGCGCUCUCUGACACGGACUACGUUUUUAUGCGGUGGAAGGAGCACUUCCUGGUGCCGGAUCACACCAUCAAGGAUAUCAGUGGCGCCUCGUUCGCCGGGUUCUACUACAUUUGUUUCCAGAAGUCUAAGGCGACGAUUGAGGGCUACUAUUACCAUCGGAGCAGCGAAUGGUUUCAGUCGUUGAACUUAACACAUGUGCCUGAAAAUAGUAUACAAAUUUACGAAUUUAGGUGAAUUUCUUAUCAGUAAUUCAGUUCCCCGUUUGAUUUUUGAUCCGUUAAUCUCAUGCAUGCUCUCUUAGUGCAAAAAAUUAGUUGCAGUAUUUCUUUUGUUCACAUAAUCAAAAUGGAUGUUCUAGUUAGCAGUAUUCUGUGAUUUACACACAUUUAAUGUUUCGGUAGUUUGGCAUCGUUUCUUUCAAGUACUGAGUCACGACUGGGUAAAUGUACAUUUUAAUUUUUAAGUUUUAUCUGUAAAAACUUUCGUUGACAUCAUUUUAGAGUAAGUCAUUAUUGUUAUGUAUAUUGUGUAUAAAUGUAUUGAAUAUAUUUUUUUGAAUUGUUUUUA
Zophobas morio is the source of this 1020-nucleotide messenger RNA. RefSeq names its product glucose-induced degradation protein 4 homolog. NCBI's taxonomy places the organism in Eukaryota, Metazoa, Arthropoda, Insecta, Coleoptera, Tenebrionidae. The record is from RefSeq and is a predicted model, not a curated record. Gene Ontology annotation, biological process: proteasome-mediated ubiquitin-dependent protein catabolic process; protein catabolic process in the vacuole; negative regulation of gluconeogenesis. Gene Ontology annotation, cellular component: GID complex. The coding region runs from base 76 to 687 and encodes 203 amino acids. The transcript has 3 exons.